AUGAAUGGUGAAAUUGGGACCAGUCCUUUGGAGUUCAGGGAUGACUAUUUUGCUGCAGCGUUGUCAAGUGAUGAUAGUGAGGAAUCUACCUCUCUUGGUUCCAAUUUUCAUGGACUCGAAAACGCAUGCAUUACUGAUGGAAAGUUGCGGAAACAGAAGUCUAUAAUCAGUCUUAAUGAUACCAAUAGGAAAGGCAUUUUGUUCAAUAAUAUUCGAACAGAACCUACUAGUGGGUUAAAUUUAGAAAACGCAAGCGUUAGAGCACCGAAGAAUGACGAACCAGAAGACACCAGCUUGAACCUGUUAGAUGAUUCCUUCUCCAUAUUAUUAGAAAACAAUAUGAAUGAUGUACAUAGUGAUAGAGAUGACACCCUUGUAGGAAGAGUCCCAAGUAAAACUGGGUUUCCAUAUGAAUCUAUCAAAGACCUAGAGAAAUCGGAUGAAAAUGAUGAUCCUAAUGAAUUCUUUAAAAGACGACAGCAAUUUUUUAUUCUCUCAACAGCGGGGAAACCAAUAUAUUCGAUGCACGGAUCUUACGAACUGCUUGUGGUUUACUCAGGAGUAAUCCAGACAAUUGUGUCUUUUUAUAAGUACCCAACAAAGGAGGAGAACCAAGAGUCAAUCAAAUGUAUAACCUUAAAAGAUGCCAAAACAACGAAACCGCUUAAGUUUGUUUUUCUUGAUAGAUCACCGUUAAUACUUUUGACAAUUAUAAAAGAAAGCGAUGCAACCCAAUUUGAAUUGGAACAGCAGCUUGACUUUCUCUAUAGUUUUAUUAUUUCAGCUUUAUCAAAACCAUACAUCGAUAAGAUCUUCAAUAAGUAUCCUAAUUUUGAUUUAAGAAAUUUACUUGGUCAAACAGAUUUGCUCACUCUAGAUUCCAUCUGUGAGGACCUUAGCAAUAAUACUAAUGUCUCACAAAUAUUGGGAGGGUUACAAACGUUGCGCAUGCAUUCAUCUGCGAGGUUAAAAUUAGAGAGAAAAUUAAUAGGUCACCGAACAUCAAAUUUGCUGUACGGGCUAAUUAUAGGCCCCGAUCAAAAACUAAUUAGUAUAGUACGGCCUAAAAGACAUACCUUACAUACCUCAGACUUGAUGAUUCUUUUUGAAAUGAUUUACAAUACAAAUACUUUUAAGUCAAAGAAUGAUGAGGACGAGAAAUUGAGAAUAGUUACGAAUGAAACAUUCUGGAUUCCCCUUUGUUUACCAAAGUUCAAUUCUUCGGGUCAUUUGUAUACCCUAAUCCAAUUCCACCAAUUGUACGAUGAACGUUUUUUCAAGUUGCAUGAUAUAAAAAUGACUGACUCUGCCCAGAUUGAUGAGGAUUCUACGAAAAUAGGGAUUAUCUUGAUGUCACCAUUCAAAGAAUCAUUCUCCGAGCUUAAGUCCAUCUCGAAUGCCAUUUCCAAAGAUAUUUUAUUUGAUAGAUCUAUAUAUUGUGAUAUCUGGAAGGGAGUCACAGCGAAGGGCAGAUUGGUGGUUGAGAAGAUAUUGCUUGACCAAACCAAAAAGAGUAUGAACAGUGGUAUUUCUGCAAAACUUACAGUAUCUUCAAUAAUGAACACGCUAUCAUUUCAAAAUGAUGAGAGGCCGGAAGACCAGAUAAUGCAGUCAUCAGAUGCCAGUGGAGAAAUGAUUCAUUUUUCAGCGAAGAAUAAACAGCUAGUUCAGUGUAUAUUCCCAGAAUCAUUUAGCUUUGACAUAAAAGAAAACCAUAUUAGGCGUAAUAUACUUGAAAUCUACAAAUACUUGAGGAGAAGGUUACAGUUUGUAAGCAGUGAUUUGUACGUGCUUGAGGAAGACAACAAAAGUGUUUCAGACCUGGAAGGCCUGGGGAGUUUCAAGAAUAAUAUAGUUUACGAAAAAUGGAUUAAUGAGGGUCACGGCGAGAUUAUUGUUGGAUUUGGCUAUAAAGCAGGGCCUUAUGAGAUAAUGAUAAUAGCUAAAGGAGAUAAAUUUGAUGAGUCUACGAUGAUCAAAUACAGUAUUAAGAUACUUAAAUGGUGUAGAAAACAGCAACGUACUAUUUUUAUCAGCUAA
Molecule: messenger RNA, 2040 nt
Organism: Pichia kudriavzevii
Lineage: Eukaryota; Fungi; Ascomycota; Pichiomycetes; Pichiales; Pichiaceae
Exons: 1
Coding region: 1-2040 (679 amino acids)
Biological process (GO): vesicle-mediated transport; protein targeting to vacuole
Cellular component (GO): fungal-type vacuole membrane; Mon1-Ccz1 complex
Source: RefSeq, a predicted model, not a curated record